Messenger RNA from Caenorhabditis auriculariae, 1248 nucleotides. Lineage: Eukaryota; Metazoa; Nematoda; Chromadorea; Rhabditida; Rhabditidae. The record is from the annotation of a GenBank genome assembly.
AUGCCUGGAGAAGGUCGGAAAAAGUUGAGGAUCAAGCAAGUUCCUGACCGUGACCACGCGGGAGCGAGGGAGGGUUAAACUGCCAGAAACUUCUGAAAAACUUGGGCCGAAUCGCCUAUAAAAGGCAGGUGCCGGGUGCCAAUGUUCGCACUUCUCUGGAAAGAUGGAGGCGGAACUCGAAGUGAGGCUCAAGGCCUACCGUUUCAUCGCCUACUCGGCUGUCACCUUCUCCGUUGUCGCCGUCUUCGGCGUGAGUUUUUCGUUCUUUUAAAAUUAUUUUAGCUAAAUAAGACUUCGGAAAGUGAGUUCUAACAAUGAAAAAGAUGUGACGAUACCACUAAUUCGUUUAAAAUAUUUUCCUCCAGAUCUGCCUGACGCUGCCGAUGAUGCACAGCUACGUGGAGGGCGUCAAGAAGCAGGUCGACCACGAGGUCAACUUCUGCAAGUUCACGACAAAGGACAUCUUUGCCGAGAUGCAGCACAUCAAGACGCAAAACGGCUCUCGGCACGCUCGUCAGGCCGGCUAUGGCUCUUCUGACGGCGGCGUCGAGUCCACCGGCGCAACUGGAGGCUCUUGCCAAGGCUGCUGCCUGCCAGGAGCGCCAGGAGGUCCUGGACCGGCCGGUCGUCCAGGAAAGCCCGGAAAGCCUGGAGCCUCUGGCCACCCCGGUAGCCCCGGAAAGCCUCGUGCUCAGCCUUGCGAGCCGGUCACCGUGCCACCUUGCAAACCUUGCCCAGCUGGACCCCCCGGACCUCCCGGAGACGCCGGACGACCAGGAAACGACGGAGCGCCAGGUCAGCCAGGCUCCGGAGGUGGCGACUCUCCGCCAGGCCCUCCUGGACCUAAGGGACCACCUGGACCAGCCGGACAGCCUGGAGCCGCCGGACAAGACGGGCAGCCAGGAGAGAACGGCGAGAGCAGCAACGAGCCUGGAGAGCCGGGAGAAGCUGGACAGCCAGGACCUAAAGGACCACCAGGACCCGCUGGACAGCCUGGACGCGAUGGAAAGCCAGGUUCGUCCAAAAACUCUUUUUUCUAAAAUUUCAUAGUAAUGAAACACGAAAUUUUCAGGGCAACCAGGUCAGCCCGGAGCCAAGGGAGACGACGGCGCUCCAGGCCAGGACGGAAACCCGGGAUCUCCAGGAGAAGACGGACAGUCCGGAGGGUCCGGCGAGCCCGGAAUCUGCCCCAAGUACUGCGCCAUCGACGGCGGCAUCUUCUUCGAGGACGGAACUCGGCGUCGUUGA